CUCGUCUGUGGUGAGCGUAUAAAAAGGCAGCGUCCAUCACACAGGCCUCAAACUGGUGGAUCACCACGUACAGAGCUCCAGAUUUAACCGCUGUUGAUACUUUGAUACAAAACAGAAUGGGCUCCUCUAAACUGGCCCUGCUCCUGGUCCUGGUGUCCUGCGUCGAGCGCUGCCUGUCGGCCUCCUGUGUCGUUGACAGCUUCUCCACCAAAGAGGACUUUGACCCCAAGAGGUAUGCAGGGAAGUGGUACGCGCUGCAGAAGAAAGAUCCCGAGGGCCUGUUCCUGCAGGACAACAUCUCAGCCGAGUACACCAUCGACGAUGACGGCUCCAUGACCGCCUCCUCCAAGGGACGCGUCACUCUGUUCGGUUUCUGGGUUGUGUGCGCCGACAUGGCCGCCCAGUACUCUGUCCCUGACCCUGCCAGCCCCGGCAAGAUGUUCAUGAACUACCAGGGCCUGGCCAGCUACCUGUCCAGUGGAGGUGACAACUACUGGGUGAUCGACACCGACUACGACAACUACGCCAUCACCUACGCCUGCCGCACCGUGAAGGACGAUGGCAGCUGCGAGGACGGCUAUGCCAUCAUCUUCUCCAGGAACCCCCGCGGCCUGCCCCCCGCCAUCCAGCGCACCGUGCGUCAGAAGCAGGAGGACAUCUGCAUGGUCGGACAGUUUCAACCUGUCCUGCAGUCCGGAGCCUGCUAGAGAGAGAGGAGUCACAACUCAGAGAGAGAGGAGAGGAGGAGGGUGGGCCGGCUGGCUGCAGUCUAGGUGGCUUGAAAGCAAGAACAGGGAGAAUGAGAGAGAGUGCACGUCGGAGGAGACAUGUUGUGCAUGUGAGAGUGGCCGUGUGGAGGGAAUGGCCUUCUCUCAUUCUUUUGCAAAAUUCAAAUCAUUCAGAGGAGGGAAAGUGAAGUGAAGAUAGUCAAGAAACCUGCACGUGACCAACCACAGCUUGGAUUUCCAAAAUAUGCAUCAGAUUUUUAAUCCAUUUCCUCUUCUAUCUCUCAUCUUCAUUAGUUGAUUGUCAGAAAAAAAUGUCACCGAGGCCGUGGUGUUGUGAGUGAAUGUGAAAAUAAAAAUAUUUUUUCUAAACAUU
Molecule: messenger RNA, 1101 nt
Organism: Platichthys flesus (European flounder)
Lineage: Eukaryota; Metazoa; Chordata; Actinopteri; Pleuronectiformes; Pleuronectidae
Gene: rbp4l
Product: retinol binding protein 4, like
Exons: 5
Coding region: 117-707 (196 amino acids)
Molecular function (GO): retinoid binding; retinol transmembrane transporter activity
Source: RefSeq, a predicted model, not a curated record